This is a messenger RNA of Sesamum indicum (sesame), 2516 nucleotides long. Its product is annotated as FAM63A-like protein (DUF544). Gene Ontology annotation, biological process: protein K48-linked deubiquitination. NCBI's taxonomy places the organism in Eukaryota, Viridiplantae, Streptophyta, Magnoliopsida, Lamiales, Pedaliaceae. Gene Ontology annotation, cellular component: cell periphery; cytosol. Gene Ontology annotation, molecular function: cysteine-type carboxypeptidase activity; cysteine-type deubiquitinase activity; K48-linked deubiquitinase activity. The record is from RefSeq and is a predicted model, not a curated record.
GACCCUUUUUCUCUCUCUAGAACAAAAUCAUUUUUGCUAUUUCCCUUCGCUCAACUUCUAUUGUCACUCCCCCCAUUUCGUGAAUACCUCUGCUCUGAUUUUGUAACGAAGAACGAACUUCUUGGAAAAGCGUUUGAUCGAAUUGGGACAAAGGAAAAAAUGGAUUCUCCUCCACUUCCGUCUUCGCAGUCUGCAUCAGCCUCUGCCGCGUCGCCGCCCCCCCCGGCGGAGGUGGAGGUGAAGCGUGAGGAACGAGAGAAGGAGAUGGUGCAUAGGACAAAAGUGAUACAAUUCUUGGGGCGAACGACGCCUAUCAUUCUCCAAAACGAUAAUGGCCCCUGCCCUCUUCUCGCUAUCUGUAAUGUUCUGUCCCUGAAGAACAGUUUGAAUCUGAGUCCAGAUAUUUCAGAGGUUUCACAGGAGAAAUUGCUCUCACUGGUUGCUGAACGGUUGAUCGAUACAAACAUUAAUAUUGAUAACAAAGAUGCUGGCUAUGUCGAAAAUCAGCAGCAGAAUAUUGCAGAUGCUAUUGAUUUACUUCCUAGACUUACAACUGGCAUUGAUGUGAAUAUAAAAUUUAGAAGGAUUGAUGAUUUUGAGUUCACUCCAGAGUGUGCAAUAUUUGAUUUAUUGGAUAUUCCUCUUUAUCAUGGAUGGAUUGUUGACCCGCAGGAUCAUGAAACAGCAGAUGCUAUUGGCUCAAAAUCAUAUAACACUCUCAUGGGGGAGCUAGUUUCAUUGGAAACACAAACUAUGGAGAGUGAACAGAAAAAUAAUUCCGAAGAGGACAGUGUAGAUUUUGUUGCUGCAACAACUGCAGCUCUUGGAGUACCUUCUCCAUGUCUUUCAAGGGGUCAGUCAUUUGACGAUUCACCCCCACAUAAAGCAAGAAAAGGGGACAUUGAAGAACAAGCAGAGCUGUUAAGAGUCCUCAAAUUAUCAGAAGCCGAAGGGUCUAAUUCAUUAUCAGAUGGUGUUGUUGGUGCUGUUAAUUUACAUGAAAGUGCAUAUGUUAAGGAUUCUGAACCCAUAACGCUUUUGGAAACAGCGGAAAAGAAUUUUUCUGAUGAAACUGUAAAGACUGGGACACUGAUAUCAGAUGAUAGCAGUGCUCUGAACAAUCACCAUGUAGAUCUAAAAUCUCCUGAGGUAUUUUUACAGGAAGCUAUCUCAAAGACCGACCAGCACAAGAGCUGUAUGCGACCUGCCUAUGAAGAAUCUAGAGAACUUGGUGAUACUGUAGUUGGUUCUGAUGUGGGAACUGAGAAUGGAAAAAUUCAAUCUGUAUCUUCUGGCCAAGAUCCUCCAUCUGCUUCUGAUAGACCUCGAGAUAAAUCAAGUGAUGAACAUGCUCUAAGUGAAAUCACAACCACCUCUGACCCAGAUGAAACUAAAAAUCAUCAUACUGAUUGUCAAGCAAGAGAUUCACCUAGCUUAUUGAAAGCUGCUGCAGAUUCAAAUUCAUCUGCUAGCCAAAUGCAUCAUAUUGAUGAACCUGAAGCCUUCUCUUCCAGUGUUGAUGGCAGUGAACCCAUUUAUGAAGGUGAAGAGUGCAUAUUGGACUCAGGAACCAUAGCUUAUGAAAGUCGCGAGCCUGUUUAUGAAGGCGAGGUGGUUCUCGCAGAGCAAGUGGACAACAGAGGUUGUAUGGACGUCGGUGCCCCAAAUAGCAAGGAAAGGAUAUCAACAAAACAAGGGGAAAUUAUCAGGAACUUUUUGAGGAACAGUGCUAGUCAAUUGACUAUAUAUGGCCUGUUUUGCUUACAAGAUAAAGUGAAGGAACGUGAGCUUUGUGUGUUUUUCAGGAAUAACCAUUUCAAUACGAUGUUUAAGUAUGAAGGUGAACUGUACAUUUUAGCAACAGAUCAAGGCUACAUUAAUCAGCCGGAUCUGGUGUGGGAAAAGCUAAAUGAGGUUAAUGGUGAUACUGUAUACAUGACGGGCAACUUUAAGGAAUUCAAGAUGGAAGACCAUUCCAGCAGCACGUGGGAUGAACAGAAUGUGAUGGCUAGUACUGCUGAUUAUUUAGCUAGCAUAGAUAGUGCUCAAGCAAAUUCAAGUCUCAAUUCUGACUUGCAAUUAGCGAUAGCUCUUCAACAGCAAGAAUUUGAGCAGCAGCAGCAGCAGCAGCAGCAGCAAGAGCAGCAGUCGCAGCGUGUUCUGCAGCAGCCAGCCGUUAGUGGGGGUUCAAGGCUGGUCACUGGCCCCCAGGUCUCACGCAGUAGUGGGAAGCACACAAGCUCAUCCAAGCAGGAAUCAAAAUCAAAGGAGAAGUGCAUUGUGAUGUGAUGAGUAUACAUGCAGGUUUCAGACCAGCAAGUUUUGUGAAUGUUGUUGUGAUUAUUUCUUGGUCCCAUUGCUGCUUGUGCCAGAUCAUGACUCCCAUAUAAUCUGUAACUCUAACUACACUCACUUUGUGCUGUAAAUAGAAACCAUAUUUUUCAGUUAUAUAAACUUGGAACUUUUACAACUGCAAUUUUCUCAUUUUUUGUCAUGACGGACAUCUAUACGCUUGU